Messenger RNA from Annulohypoxylon truncatum, 2763 nucleotides. Its product is annotated as Smg-4/UPF3 family-domain-containing protein. The record is from RefSeq and is a predicted model, not a curated record. Gene Ontology annotation, cellular component: nucleolus; cytoplasm. The coding region runs from base 262 to 2127 and encodes 621 amino acids. Gene Ontology annotation, biological process: nuclear-transcribed mRNA catabolic process, nonsense-mediated decay; positive regulation of translation. NCBI's taxonomy places the organism in Eukaryota, Fungi, Ascomycota, Sordariomycetes, Xylariales, Hypoxylaceae. Gene Ontology annotation, molecular function: mRNA binding. The transcript has 2 exons.
ACCUGCUUAUGGGACUCUUUGCUGCAUGACGCCUGCCCUAUUGUUCUCAAGCGGCGGGGUGAAGUUCAGCCUUACCUUCUUCAUCUUUCGUUUUGCCAAACUACAAACCAUCCACCUAUCACCGAUUUCUUAUGAAAAAAGCGACACCAACAACACUACUAGUUUUCAACGAAAAUUAUGAAAGAAGGGGAACUGAAGAAGGAUUAUCUACGACAACCCGUUGUGAUUUAGUCUUCAACUAUUACCGCGACAUCGCGCAACAUGACGACCACGCGAAAAGCCAACGGCGUCUUGCCCGUUUCUUCUACCCAAGCAACCAAUGACGCGCCGAAGUCUAAGGCUAAGGAACCUACUCGAGGAAAGAAAGUCAUUGUUCGUCGCCUUCCGCCUGGCAUCACCGAAGCCGAAUUCUGGGCUAUCCUAGGAGAUGAAUGGAAGAGUGGGAACGGCAAGGUGGACUGGACAAAAUUUCAAGACGGCCACGUUUCACAGGACCCUUCAAAUCCAUCUAGCCCCGCGCGAUGCUAUCUCCAAGUUUUGCGAACCGACGAUAUCCCUGUAUUAGCAGAAGUCGUUCAAAGGUCGAUUUGGGAAGACGAUAAGAAGACGUUUAAUGAUCCAGCACUAGUGGGACCGCCAUACCUGGAGCUUUCUAUAUAUCAGAAAAUACCGACGACUAAGCGCCGCAUGGAUUCCAAGCAAGGCACCAUUGACCAAGAUCCCGAUUUCAUGGCUUUUCUCGAUAGCCUUACCCAAGAUCCAGCCGUGAAAGAAGUCGAGGCCGAACAAAUCGCCGAGGAUUCUCUCAAAGAUAACGUUAAGGUCACAACAACGCCCUUGGUUGAAUACCUUAAGGAGAAGAAGGCAAAUAAGGGCAAGGAAACUACUAGUGCCAAGAGUACUAAGCACGGCCGACAUGAGUCUCAGGGUGGGAAGACAAAAGGGAGCCAGGAAGAUUCCAAGAAGAAGACUAAGGAGUCCAAAACCGAAAAAGCCGAAAAGGCGGCUGAGAAGGACGAGAAGAAAGCAAAGGAACCCAUAAAACUCCUCACUAAGAAAGCAGCAGCCCAAGAGGCGGCGGAAACCGCUAAACCCACCUCCACCUCGACUACCACAACCAAGACAACUGAGGAGGCGGCACCAAAGAGCCGACGAGCUAACAUAGCAGCCGCUGCCAAGAUUUUGCAACGCGACCUCGGUCUCAGCCCUGGAAGUGCGCAUAGAAGAGCUCGCCAGGAUGCGGCUAAGGCGGAAGCAGCUGCUAAAGCUGAUUCCGGCAAAGAGAAAGAUAGCAAGGAUACGGCAUCUACAACUCCCACGGCACCAAGUCAGCCUACCUCAUCAGCGCCCCCGUCUGCUCCAACUGCUCCGAAGGCCCAAGCAGCGGAGAGUUCACGCCGGUCUCGAGGUGCGAAGGCUGCAAAGCAGAAUGCGUCUGGCGAUACGGCUAAGGGCAAAGAUAAUACAGGCAGCACGAAAUCAGCCCCAGUAACCACGCCCGUCAUUCUUAAGAGGAUGGAUGAUACGCCUCCUACCGGGCCUGCUUCAACGACCCCUGCCGCCACAACUUCUGCGACUCCAACUCCCCCAACAGGCCCUAAGGCUGCCGCUGGCAAGGCCUCGUCUAAAUCAGGUCCUUCCCAGAAGAAAGGAUCUGGUCAGCCUUCAAUCACUGCGGGUGCAACACGUGCUUUCGUAAAGCAUGCCAACCCAUCACAGGGGGUUACCGAGCCGCUUCUGAAGCAGGCUAUGGAGGUCUAUGGCCCCGUGACAUUCGUCGAGAUUGACAAGAGGAAAGGUUUCGCCUAUGUUGAUUUUGGAGAUCAUGAGGCACUGGUUAAAGCCAUUACGGCGAGUCCGGUGCCUGUCGCGCAAGGCACCGUGCAAGUAUUGGAGAGGAAGGAAAUUAAGAAGCCAGCGCAAGCCCCGACACAACCAGCGGCUGACAAGGCGAGCAGCGACGCCCCGCCAGAUCGCCCUAAGCGUGGCGGCCGUGGUCGAGGCCGUCGAGGAGGUGGCAACGUGAACAGCGCAAACACGAAUGCGCCUGCCGAAUCAUCUAGCUCUACGACACCAGCACCCGCUGCAGAUUCGAAGGAUUCGAACGCUACAGCACCCCCUGGUUGACUAUGAGUUAGUUGUCGCUAACUUAAUAUCACUCAAGUUUUCAUGAGUAUGAUGAUCACGCCUCGGAUAAUUACGACAGUCGAUCCAUCAGUGCCGCUUGGCUAUAUCCUUGAUAUGGAAACUGACAUUGGCUGCUUUAUGGGUUCUGGAUGGAUAUAACUUCUUUCCAUACAAUCAUUAUGAAAAAGACCAACAGUAUCCGGAGGUGCUCAGAGCAUUGGGCUAUACCGGCUAGGAGUUCGUCUAAUAUGGGUUCACGACCUAUAUAAAAUAGCAGUUGAGUAGGUAGACUUGGCUUGAGCCCUAAGUACCAGCCUUGUUUUAUGACCACCGCUUAGCUAGUUACUUUAUGGUACUAUUAGGUUAGUAGUAUACCAACAUAAUAAUUGACGCUACACCGGCACUCUCAUUAAGAGGGUGAUAGCUAAUAAGGGUAAUAAUAAUAUAUGCCCUCAUCCCCACUCAAGACUGCUUCAAAUGUAUUGGUAUCUCUUGUCCUAUUGGUGAUUCAUCUUGAUCUUUUGAAAAUUGUCUGUUCUCUAUUUAUUAUCUGCUCGACGUAGAAACCGUGCAAGAUUAUGUAAAAGCUUUAGAGAAGCUAUGAGGGGAUAUGGCCGUUAUAUUCCAUUGACGCCC